Messenger RNA from Parnassius apollo (apollo), 858 nucleotides. NCBI's taxonomy places the organism in Eukaryota, Metazoa, Arthropoda, Insecta, Lepidoptera, Papilionidae. The record is from the annotation of a GenBank genome assembly.
AUGCCGAUUUUACCAAAGGAGGAAUCGGAGGGUGUCCGUACCCGAAGUCAACGCCAGCAGGAGACGGACCAGAGGAGAUUUGGUGGUGCAACGCCGCAGACGUCGGAGGGCCAACGGCCAGCCACGGAGGCUGCGGGCCCGUCAGUAACUCCUACACCUGCAGCACCUGACUUAGGUGCUCUGAUGGCGAUGCUACAGGAGCAGCUGCAGCGCGGACGAGAGGAACAGGCCCGUCUGUUGAAAAAGCAGCAGGAAGAACAGGCUCGCCGACAAGAGGAACAGAUCCGUCAGUUGAAAGAACAGCUGCAGAGCGGACAGGAUGAACAGGCCCGCCGACAGGAGGAACAGAUGCUUUUCAUGAAGGACCUUCAUGCUACCUUCGGGAAAGAGAUAAGGGAGAUGAAGGAUAAGAAUGCUCAACAUGAAAACCGCCUGUCGGAAGCUGAAACCCGAAUUGACCAAGUGAACAAUCGGGUUGACAACGUAAUGGCUGACAUGAGGAAAUCACUUGACGAACUCAAACUUGGGGAGGGAACUACAGCUCCCGUAGUAGCUACUACACCUUCGCUACGUGGGUUCAAGGUGCCACCAUUCGACGGGACUUCUUCCUGGUCAGCCUACAAAAUCCAGUUCGAAGCUGUUAUGAAGGCGAACGGCUGGAAUAAAAAUCAGGCCAUGACUGCUCUCACACUAGGCCUGCGUGACCAGGCCUUAACAGUUCUGGAAGCUCUCGAUGAGGAAGUGACUUAUGAGCAACUCCUUGAGGCAUUGGAGGCGAGAUAUGGCGACGCUCACCUGGAACACGUCUUUCGUGCGCAGCUUAAAAAUCGUGUGCAGCGCAUCAACGAAAACCUGUAG